UGUGAUGGUCUACUUUCUGUUUAAAGCGUUUCAUUUGGCAGACAGAAACAACAUAGUGUAGGAUAUAUUAUACACGAAACUGAAUAUAUCGAUUUGAAACAGGCUUAAAACAACACUCAGUUUGCUUCAUAUUACUUACGUUCUGAAGGAUGGAUGCAAUUGCUGGCCGAAAUGCUGCGAAUGCAAAUGAAUCAGCCCCGGACACCACUUAUUGCAAGCCUUGUUCUGAAGAUGGCAAGAAAUUCCCUCCCGAGGCCUUCUGCCCCGUCUGCAAUGAGUUCAUGUGUUCCUCGUGUGCCCGAGUACACACGAACAUGACGCUGACUAAGAACCACACCCUCCAGGAGAAUAGCAGAAUGUCUCCUUCCUUCUGCGCCGGGAGUGCGGACGAGUAUUUUACAGGAACAUGUCAGCUCCAUGGUAAAGAGUUCCUAAAAUACUACUGUCUCCAUCACGAGCAGUUUCUUUGUGGAGAUUGUUUGGCUGUGAAUGAAGUCCAUCGUUCUUGUAAAGUAGAAAAGAUAUCUCAAUUGGACAAACGAUACAAUGAUGGUGCAGAAUACAACAGUCUUAAAACAGGACUUGGUGUGAUGCUAAGCGACAGUGAAAACUAUUUAUCGUUCAUCCGGGCGACCUUGAAAUCAGUUGAUGAAGAAAGAAGCAUACAUAUCAAUGAGCUUCGAACAUUUAGGAACGAAAUUAACCAGUACCUGGAUAAGAGGGAAAAGGAAUUACUUGAAGAAAUUGAUCAGAAGGUACGACAAUCCAAGACACUGCUUAAUGAACUGAAAACAAAAGUCACGAACAUGAAAGCAGCCACUGAGAGACUAAAGUCGAAGCUACAAGCAAAGGAAGCGAACAGCAUCCAGCUGUUAAUAGUAGGAAAGCGAGCUAUUAAAGAGCUGGCUGGUCUCCAGACAGCAUUAGAAGACGUCAACAGGAGGAGGGCAGUUCCUAGGUACAUUUUUCAAAGGGACACAGCCAUUGAGCAGUUGCUAGCUUCUAGAACAGCGAUAGGAAGGUUGGAAGAGGAGGAAUCAAAUUCGACGUUAGGGCAGCAACAACGCCAACAAGAGGCGGAACAGCAAAAACAAAAACAUACCCACGCUUUAUCACAGACAGCCCUCUUCCAAAGCAGUGCAGACCUAAGCCAAGCCACGUUCAGCAGCCAGCCUGAUAUCCAAGUAAAGACAUCAGCUGACAUCCGGGACUGCUGGCUAACCAGUUUGGUCCUCUUUUCUAAAAACAGAAUCCUACUGGCUGAUCGCUUGAAUGAAACAGUGAAGCUCCUUGAUACCAAGACUAACAUGGUUGUACAAGAGGUGAAACUGCCAGGUCAGCCCUGGGACCUAUGUCUCCUGCCCGGGGACAUGGCAGCCGUCACAUUACCCUGGUUGGGUAUGGUUCAGUUCGUAUCAACUAAGAGAAAAUGCUCACUACUGGACAUUGUUAAAGUAGGUGUUAACUGUUAUGGAAUAGAUUCCUGUGAUGACAACUUGAUCGUGUCCUUUAUCUCUCCAGGUAAGGUUGUAUUGAUGGACAUGCAUGGGAAGAUGAAGAAGAGUGUAAACAUAGACAGCGGUGGAAACAUGUUUCAGUAUCCCACAUAUCUGACAGUUACAAGGGAAGGCCAGACUGCGGCCAUUUAUAUAUCCGACCUGGUCAGCAGCACCAUCACCAAGUUGAGCAUUGCCCUUAAGGUCGUCCAGACCUUUAAGGACCCGGUACUGUCAUAUUCACAGGGUAUAUCACCCGUAGGGAACAACCAGUUGCUUCUAUGUGGUAAGGUCAGUGACAACAUCUUGUUACUGGACACGUCCACCGGCAAUAUGACUCAAAUGCUGGGAAAAGAGGAGGGGAUAGAGAGUCCAUACAGUGUGGCCUACUGUCCACAACAGAAGAGGGUGUUUGUUACCUGCAGCCCCAGCAACAGACCUGAAAUGGAAAAUUUCGUAAAAGUAUUCGACUUAGUAUAAGUGUAAUCUUUAUUCUGAGUGAACACUUGUGAUUCGAAAGAAAGAGCAAUGUGUUAUACGGACAAUAUUCUGAUACAUUCUAUAUCAUAUGUAAAUGUGCAUAAUUUCAUCUUUACCUUGCAAUUUAUGGGACAAAAUUCUAAAGGAAAACUCCACGAUUAAAUUAUAAUUGUAAUUGUAAUGUAUUUAUUAUGUAUAUGAAAAUAUUGGCACAAAAAACUGUAUAGUUUACGUGUAAUAAAUUAUGUUCUGUUCUGUUCUGUUCUGAUUAAAUCAUGUAGAAUUCAAACAGUUUUGAAAAAUGACAAGUCAUGAAAUAAGUAAUUUGUAAGAAGAAAUAAUAUUACGAGUACAUGUAUAUUGUUUGUAUUAUUAGUUGAAAUGUUAGCGCAUGGAGGUGUAUGAAAAUACGCAAUUCUUAAAAUACAAGAAUGGAAUGUAUGUAAAAUGUGUCAAUUUGUGAAAUA
Messenger RNA from Mya arenaria, 2443 nucleotides. RefSeq lists its product as uncharacterized. NCBI's taxonomy places the organism in Eukaryota, Metazoa, Mollusca, Bivalvia, Myida, Myidae. Gene Ontology annotation, molecular function: protein binding; zinc ion binding. The record is from RefSeq and is a predicted model, not a curated record. Bases 150 to 1976 code for a protein of 608 amino acids. The transcript has 3 exons.